Messenger RNA from Brassica rapa (field mustard), 1524 nucleotides. Its product is annotated as B3 domain-containing protein REM10-like. NCBI's taxonomy places the organism in Eukaryota, Viridiplantae, Streptophyta, Magnoliopsida, Brassicales, Brassicaceae. Gene Ontology annotation, molecular function: DNA binding. The record is from RefSeq and is a predicted model, not a curated record.
UUUUCGGAGAAUUCCAAGAGCAACUGUUGACAGGGUCGGGAAACUUGUUCGAGAUGCGAAAUGGGGAUGGGGUUUGUGGCAUACUGACGAGUUCCGUCAAAUUAAGGCCAUGUUCACUUCUACUUAUGUUCCGUCCUUCUACCUUUGCCAAUGUGCAAAUGUUGUGGACCGACAAUGUCUCUGCCUAUGGCACAUUGAUGUGACUAAGGACGACAACAUGUGUGAGCGCUGUUUCUGGAUCAAAGAGAUUUCCUUGUUCUUUCGUGAUUUUGAACCGAUAAGCCUGUUUAGGGACACAAGUAAGUGGUGAAGAUGUCUCUGCAUCAGAAUCUUAUCUUUUUUAUGUUUUUUGCUAUGCCAUUAUGUAUGUCGAACAAAAAAAUUAUAUAUUCUGUUUUUAUGGCUGACUUAUUUUCUUAUGGCUGACUUAUUUUCAUCUUACGGCUGAGUUAUUUUCAUCUUACGGCUGAGUUUUAUUCUUCGGCAUUAUUAAUUAUUAACAAUGUUACGGCUGAGUUAUAUUUUCCGGCAUUAUUUACUUUACACAAGGAAAAAAAAGAAAUCAUUUUCGUCCCAACGCGAAAAAAAAAAGAAAAGCUCUCGACGACAGGCGAUUUCUAAGCGUCUCGAUACGAAGGUAAAACCGAAGCCUCUCUUUUGCAGAUUUGUGGAUUCAGCUUCGGUUCGAUGAUGUUUUCUUCCCAUUCUUUUCUUGUUUGCAGAUGCCUAAUUCGCACAAACCUCAUUUCUUGAAGCCUCUGCUUCCCGAUUUCCACAGUGGCGUGACAAUACCACUUGGCUUCUUCUCACAACACAUAGAAGGGAAGACAAACCGGAAAACAUGGAAACUAAGAUCGGACGCUACAGAUCAAACUUGGGAAGUGAUACAAGAAGGCAGGAGACUCACCGGAGGUUGGAAAGAUUUCACCACAGCACAUGACCUUCAAAUCGGUGACAUUGUCAUCUUCAAACACGAAGGAGAUAUGGUGUUUCAUGUCACACCAUUUGGUCCUAGCUGUUGUGAGAUUCAGUAUACACAUCCUCACAUCAUCAGGGAAGAAGCCGAUGCGGAUGAUGCUCCUUCUUUCUCAUUUGACUAUUGUUUUCAGGCUGAGGUCACUGCUUCGAAUCUAAAAGAAGACAAACUUUAUCUUCCUGAGGGAGCUACGACUUGUACUGCUUUGAACAAACAAUGCCAAGAGAUAAUACUUGUCAACAAAGAGGGAAAUUCAUGGACUGUGAGUUUGCGAUUUAGCGAAGCAGACGGCAUGUAUUACAUCAGAAGAGGCUGGAGAAAGUUCUGUCGUGCUAACAGAUGCGCCAUAGGAGACUUAUUUGUGUUCAAUGUGGUUGGAGAUGGGAAAACUACUCCACUAAUGUGUGUAUGUCCGGAAAGGGAAGAGUGAUUUUGAACCUAAACUUAUGUAUGUCGAACCAGAAAUUUAUGUAUGUCUCUUUUUAUGGCUGACUAAUAUUCAUAUUAUGGUUGAGUUAUUGUUUAUGUUAUUGUUUGAUUAUGACUGA